AUGGAUGAUAAAAGUAUAAAACAAUUUCUUUCGAAUGAAGGUUGUGAUUUUGUAGAAUUCAAAAUGAAUGUCCCAUCUGCCAGUCAUAUGGGUGGAGUUUGGGAACGUCAAAUCCGGUCAGUUAGAAAUGUGCUUGCGUCACUAAUGCAUCAAUCUGGUACACAAUUGGACGAUGAAUCUUUGAGAACUUUUAUGUGCGAAGCCGCAGCAAUUGUGAACAGCCGUCCUUUAACUCUUGACAAUUUGAAUGAUCCUUUAUCAGAAGAACCCCUAACGCCAAAUCAUAUACUUACGAUGAAGUCAAAGAUUAUUCUUCCUCCGCCUGGACAAUUUCAAAGAAGUGAUAUUUACUCUCGAAAACGCUGGAGGCGAGUUCAGUUCUUAGCAAACGAGUUUUGGAAUAGGUGGAGAAAGACGUUUUUGUCUAAUCUACAAUCUAGAAAGAAGUGGACUGCUCCUAGACGAAAAGUCGGCGAUAUAGUUAUGAUAAAAGAUGAACAAGCCGCGCGAAAUCAGUGGCAUCUUGGGAAGAUCAACACAGCACACGUAGAUGAGGAUGGACUUGUAAGGAAAGUGCGGGUUACGAUCGGUGCUCAAAUUGACAAAAGUGGAAGGAGGAAUUCACCUCUUCAGGAAUUAGAUAGGCCGAUUCAAAAACUAGUGUUAGUAUUAGAAGUAGGGGAAACCGAGGAAGUCCCCACCGAGGAGCUUAAUGACAUUUAG
Molecule: messenger RNA, 723 nt
Organism: Mytilus trossulus (common blue mussel)
Lineage: Eukaryota; Metazoa; Mollusca; Bivalvia; Mytilida; Mytilidae
Exons: 1
Coding region: 1-723 (240 amino acids)
Molecular function (GO): nucleic acid binding
Source: RefSeq, a predicted model, not a curated record